AUGCAUUGCCACAUGCUCUCCGUCAAAUUGAUUGGAAUUAUUAUUUUGUUCCUAAAUGCAUCAGUCUCCUCAGUAUCUUGUGCCAAUAUCCUUAUCACUGAAGAUUUAGCCUCUCCGAGUCAUCAAAUAUGGAACUAUGCCAUCGCCGAUGCCUUAGUAGCCAGGGGCCAUAAUGUAACAGUUAUUGGUCCUAAGACGAUAUCACUAGAAAAUAAGAAGUUCCACUUCAUCCACUUGGAAGGACUCAUUGAGGCGAUUUCAGGCUCAGGCUUACUUCUUCCUGAGGCGCUGUCGCACCUCUCAGCAUUGGGAAAUUUCAAGCUGUACAAUGCAGUAUCUCUUCUGUCUUGCAAUCAUACCGUCCACACCAAAGGGCUGCAAAGGCUGCUCAAUUAUCCUGCAGAUUUCAAAUUCGAUCUUAUCAUAUUAGACCUCACGAUAUCGCCUUGCCUCCUACCUUUGAUUGAAAGAUUCAAAACACCUCCUGCUAUCGUGAUAUCUGCAUUGAUACUACCACCAUUCUUGUCGGAAAUAUUUGGAAAUAGCUUUCCGGUAUCAUAUGUACCGUAUAUUAUGUUGAAGAACUCAGCCAAAAUGGAUUUUUUGGAGAGGUUACAUAAUUUUAUAUUCUCCAAAAUUGAUCUUUAUUGGAAAGCUUAUUACUUGUAUCCUGUCAUGGAACAGAUGUCGAAAACAGUAUUUGGAGAGAACAUGCAGAGUUUGGAUGCCCUGGGCAAGAAAGCAACGUUUCUUUUAUGUAACUUGAGCCCAGGAUUUCACUAUUCACAACAGCUGACUCCUAAUAUCAUUCCUGUGGGAGGACUGCACAUCGAUCCUAAGAAAAAACUUCCUCAGGAUUUCCAAGAUAUAAUGGACACUGCAAAAGACGGGGUAAUAUUAUUCUCCUUAGGAACUAACGUGAAAUCCAAUGAAAUGAGCCUAGAAAAGAAGAACAGCAUUCUGAAGGCUUUCAGUAAAAUGAAAGAAACAGUCUUAUGGAAAUUCGAAUCUGAUUUAACAAAUCUUCCCAAAAACGUGAUUAUCAGGAAAUGGAUACCACAGAAUGAAAUUCUCGCUCAUCCAAAUUUGAAAUUAUUCAUUACCCACGGAGGUGGUUUGAGUACAAUUGAGGCGGCAUAUUAUGGAGUUCCUAUGGUGGGUAUCCCAUUUUUCGCAGAUCAAUAUUUCAAUAUGGAACUGGUGGAAACUAGGGAAAUAGGAAUUACGAUGUCGUAUGAUACUUUGACAACAGAGAGUUUAGUGGAAGCAGUCAACAAAGUUUUGACGAACCCAUCGAAGUAUCUCAAGAAUGCGAGAAGAAUAUCUUCAUUGAUGAGGGAUCAACCACAAACUUCAAUGGAACGAGCAUUAUUUUGGAUCGAAUUCGCGAUACGGAAUAAUGGCACCAACAUUUAUGAUCCUCAGUCAAGGCACAUAUCGGGUUUAAUUUCGUCUUCAUUUGACAUUUACCUAUUUCUUUUAUUGAUUCUUUGCGCAUUUUCGUACUCUGUAUUAAAAGUAGUGUCGGUCUUCUGUAGACCUGUGAAUCGGAAGCAGAAUAAAAUUAAAAAGAACUGA
Phaedon cochleariae (mustard beetle) is the source of this 1578-nucleotide messenger RNA. The record is from the annotation of a GenBank genome assembly. Lineage: Eukaryota; Metazoa; Arthropoda; Insecta; Coleoptera; Chrysomelidae.